UGGCUUUUUCUUGAUUUCCUUCAAACUAAAACCCGUCAAGAACAUAAACAAUUUCAAGAAUCCUUUUCAAGAAACAACAUUUUGAAUCAAGAAAACAAAAAAUGGACAGGCUUAUAAGCUUGGAGCCGUCGAAUCUUGCAGCAAUCAGAAUAGAACCAGGUCAAAAAUGUCGCGGCGAGCUCACUUUACGAAACGUUAUGUACACCAUGCCGGUUGCUUUUCGAAUCCAAGCUUUAAACAAGACAAGAUAUACUAUCAAACCGCACUCAGGAAUUAUUUCUCCUCUUGCAACUUUAACUGUAGAAAUCACUUAUCAUCUUCCUUAUAAUUCGUCUCUUCCAGAAACGUUUCCUCGCUGUGAAGAUACGUUUCUUUUGCAUAGUGUGGUUGUUCCCGGUGCUUCAAUCAAAGAUGCCACGUCGAAUUUUGAUUCUGUUCCUCAAGAUUGGUUCACUGCCAAGAAAAAACAAGUGUUUAUAGACAGUGGUAUUAAGGUUAUGUUUGUCGGGUCGCCAAUUCUUGCUCAGUUGGUCGCUGAUGGUUCAAUGGAUGAGAUCAGAGAAGUGCUCGAGCGGAGCGAUCCGUCGUGGAAUCCCGCUGAUUCGGUUGAUUUUAAUGGACAGACAUUGCUUCAUAUUGCUAUAGCUCAAGGUCGUCCUGAUUUUGUUCAGUUACUUCUUGAAUUUGAACCGAACGUCGAGCUUCAGAAUCGGGCUGGGGCUAGUCCGCUCGAGGCGGCUGCAGCUGCCGGUGAGGCUCUGAUCGUCGAGCUUCUGCUGGCUAAUAAAGCCAGCACGGAUAGAUCAGAAUCGUCGACUUGGGGUCCGAUCCAUCUUGCGGCUAGUAAUGGUCAUUUAGAUGUUUUAAGGCUUCUUUUACUGAAAGGAGCAAAUGUUGAUUCCGUCACUAAAGAUGGUUUUACGGCACUUCAUAUGGCGGUUGAAGAAAGACGACGAGAUUGUGCUCGUCUUCUAUUAGCUAGUGGGGCGAAAGCUGAUAUUGAUGACGCUACCGAAGGCGAUACCUCGUUGCAUAUAGCUGCCAGGCUAGGAGAUGAGAGCAUGGUCAAAUUGCUAUUACAAAAGGGUGGGGCAAACAAAAAUAUUCGCAACAAAAAUGGUAAGAUUGCAUAUGAUAUUGCGGCGGAACAUGGUCAUAGUCGCCUAUUUGACGCGUUAAAAUUGGGCGACAGCUUAUGUGUUGCCGCUAGAAAAGGAGAAGUCAGAACUAUACUCAAAUUAAUUGAAAAUGGAGCACAAAUCAACGGUAAGGAUCAACAUGGGUGGACAGCAUUGCAUAGAUCAUCAUUCAAAGGUAAAAUCGAAGCCGUUCGGACUUUAAUCGAUAAGGGUAUAGAUGUUGACGCUAAAGACGAAGAUGGCUACACUGCAUUACAUUGUGCAGUAGAGUCAGGGCAUGCAGAUGUAAUUGAAUUAUUAGUCAAGCGGGGUGCAGAUAUUGAAGCCAGGACUAAUAAAGGUGUCACUCCUUUACAAAUUGCCGAGUCCUUGAACUAUGUUGGGAUCAGUAGAGUGCUUAUUCGCAGUGGCGCCGCUAAAGAUGAUGGUGCUACACAUUUAGCGACACGACCCUAUCAGCUUCCGUUCGGGAAAGGCGUCGUGGUUGUUGAGGCAGAGAAGACAAUCAAGAAAAGGACCCCUAAAGCAAGAGCAUUGAGGGGUAAUUUUGAUCGGUCAAUGCCAUUAGCUGUUCUUUAGGUAUAAUUUUUCUUUCUUCUUUUUGCUCAUCACUUGCAAUUUUAGAUCAAAUUUGAUCUUUUUUUCUUGUUGUGGGAGUAAAAAUUUGUCAAAAAUGUUGUUGAACUAUAAAUGAUAGAUAUACUUGUAUACUUUGUUAUUA
Mercurialis annua (annual mercury) is the source of this 1860-nucleotide messenger RNA. Its product is annotated as protein VAPYRIN-like. Gene Ontology annotation, biological process: RNA processing. The transcript has a single exon. Lineage: Eukaryota; Viridiplantae; Streptophyta; Magnoliopsida; Malpighiales; Euphorbiaceae. Gene Ontology annotation, molecular function: RNA binding; RNA nuclease activity; protein binding. The record is from RefSeq and is a predicted model, not a curated record. Bases 102 to 1718 code for a protein of 538 amino acids.